AUGGAUGCAAGUCACUUCAACCCCCAGGACCCCCUGCGCUCCCCAAAGGCCCCCAAGCCAGUCCUGGUGAACCAGACCAUGCAGCAGAAGCCCCCCAGCACGGAGAGCGACAGACUGCCCCAAAAGAACGGGGCGGUGGUCAUCGACAUGGGCACAGGCACCUGUAAGGUGGGCUUCGCGGGGCAAACCCUGCCCACCUACACCAUGGCCACCAUCGUGGGCUGCCAGCCCAAGAAGUCUGCCACCGGGGGGCAGCCGGUGCUAGAGACAUUCCUCGGCCAGGCGGCGCGCUCACGCCCGGAGCUGGCGCUGGUGCAGCCCGUGCGCAAUGGCAUCGUGGUGGACUGGGAGGCAGCCGAGCUCAUCUGGCGCCACAUGUUGGAACACGACCUGCGCGUGGCCACCCGGGACCACCCGCUGCUUUUCUCCGACCCGCCCUUUAGCCCCGCCACCAACCGUGAGAAGCUGGUGGAGGUGGCCUUCGAGUCGCUGCGCUGCCCGGCCAUGUACGUGGCUGCCCAGUCCGUGCUGUCCGUGUACGCGCACGGGCGGGUCAGCGGGCUGGUGGUGGACACGGGCCACGGGGUCACCUGCACGGUGCCCGUCUUCCAGGGCUACAACCUGCCGCACGCCCUGGAGCGCCUGGACCUGGCGGGCAGCCACCUGACGGCCUUCCUGGAGGAAGCGCUGCGCCGCGCGGGCUGGCCGCUGGGGCAGCAGCCGGACCUGGACUUGGUGGAGAGCAUUAAGCGGCGCUGCUGCUACGUGGCCGCCGACGUCCGCGGGGAGCUGGCGCGGCCGGAGCAGGAGGGCCGGCAGACCCUGAGGCUGCCGGACGGACGGACGCUCACGCUGGGCGAGGAGCUGUUCCGGUGCCCCGAGCUGCUCUUCGCGCCCCCCGAGACCCCAGGGCUGUCGCCGGUGGGUGUCCCCGCCAUGGCUGCGCGGAGUCUGCACAAGGCGCCCCCGGAGGUGCGGGCGGACGUGGCCCGGAACGUGCUGCUCUGCGGGGGCUCCUCGCUCUUCGCGGGGUUCGAGGGUCGCUUCCGAGCCGAGCUGCUGCGCGAGCUGCCGCCGGAGCCCCGCGUGGUGGUGACCGCGCAGCCCAGCAGGGGCUUCUCGGUGUGGACCGGCGGCUCCAUCCUGGCCUCGCUGCGCGCCUUCCAGUCCUGCUGGGUCCCGCGCGAGCAGUACGAGGAGUGGGGUCCCCACGUCGUGUACCGUCAAUGCUCCUGA
This is a messenger RNA of Manis javanica (Malayan pangolin), 1236 nucleotides long. RefSeq names its product actin like 9 (gene ACTL9). Lineage: Eukaryota; Metazoa; Chordata; Mammalia; Pholidota; Manidae. The record is from RefSeq and is a predicted model, not a curated record.